GCUGCCAGAAAAUUGUUUUGCUUCAAAAGAACGCUAUUAUUAUUUUAAGAUUUUCAUUUUCGAUUAUUUUUUCUUGAAUAUACAACAUGUUCCGACCUCUUUAGCUUUAUUUUAUCUGUAUAUCGUCUUCAAUUCUUAAGGCAAAAAUGGAACAAGAGAAAAUUUAUGGUAUUCUACAGGACUGCAAUAACCAGAACCCACAAGACAUUGUCAAAAAAAUGAAGAAUGAAGAGGGUUUGAUAAAAAGUAUUAUUGAAAAUUUGUCAUGUCAUUAUAAAAAACAGGUCAGUCAUCCUCUGUACAGUACACUCUUCCAAUUGUAUCGCAGUAAUGAGAGGGAAGCGAGAUGCUUUGUGUUGCAGUUUGUCCCUCCCCUUAUAUGGAUAUAUUUGUCAGCCAUGACUCGACGAGAUAAACAGGGUUAUGGUAAACUGGAAGCUAUUUUCCUGGCUAUUUUCAAUACUGAAGCUGAAAAAAAUGCCGGACAACCCAACUCCAAGACAUUCCGCUUGCCUUCGUUAUCAAGGUCAUCUAUCUAUCAUGAGUCAUCACUAGAUGUUACAUCCCAGUCAGCUUUGACUGAGAGUGCACUAAGCCGUCAUGAGUUGAACGAGACCAACAUACCAGGGCCAAAGAAACAGCUAAAUAGAAUAACAGCCUCAAACAGGAUGUCAGUUCUGCAAGUAGCUGUCAAUCAGUACAACAAAAGUAUCGCAUUCAUGGACAAGGCAUCUCAUAAAAGCUUCUGGUUAAUGGCUUACAGAAUUGCGAUAUCCGGAUUUCCAAAUCAGUGUUCUCCAGAACCGGGUAUGAUGAAUGUGUCUGCAGAAUUUAUUAGUAACGAAGAACAAGCUAAACUAACAAAUCAUCCAAGGAUCCCUCUCAGUGCUGACUUAAUCCAGGAGCUGAUUCAUGGCUUGUAUUACCUGAUGUAUAAUGGAUAUGGUGUCGAAGCUACAGCAGCUGUGGAGAAGCUACACUACAGAGCAGCUCAUAGUCUGCUGGCUCAAGCUCACGUUUUAACUAAUGCAGUCCACCAUUCUUUGACUACUACUGGUGGUCUUCCUCACAAUGGACCCCUUGGUUUACAAGUGAAAGUGUCAGAUUCACACGCUGUCCCAGCCUCACCAGAUUUCAAAGAACCUCUCGUAGCAUUAGCCACCAAAGGCAUGAGUGUUGCUCCUCACGAUUUAAAGAAUCACUCGGACCGUAACGACGAAAUCCCCCAGAUCGACGGUGCUCCACACCCAGAGAAAAUACUCAAAGAUAAGGUGUUACGAACACAUGUCAAGUCUAGCAGCACAGGCCACUGGAAGAUGUCAUUACACCCGUAUAAAAUAGAGUACGAGUUAGAAACCCUCCCUUCCAAGGACACGUUGAAAGAGGAAAUUACUUCAGUCCAAAAUAUUGAUCGAAAAACGACAGCAGUCGAUGAGGGUAGUGAUGAUAAAGCUUGUUCCACAAAAUUUUAGAAAAUAUUGGGAGAAGGGUAUAACUGUUUUCACUCCGGUUUUUACUUGCCUAUUUUUAUGUUCCGACUUCAAUAGCAUUGGCUUUAUUCCAAUGUACAUAUGCCCCAAAAUCAAUGAGCGAUUUAACACAAUAGAGGAUUUGCACCAUCACGUGGUGCCGGCGCCCGUAAUAAAGCUUGGACUGCCUGUGGUUAGAUGGCAGAACAAUAAAAUCCCUUUGCUCUCGGGAAUUGAAUUCUUUCUCAUGUAAAACAAUUUUAUUGUUCCUGCCGUCACUUGGUGGUGCAAAACCUGUAUAAAAGGUAGACCUUUCUGAAUGAAGUUUUUGAAAAUCUAAAGUAAACAACACUUGGCACAUUCGAUAAUGCCUGUAUCUAGGUUGCUCUAAAAUAUAAAAACAGAUAAAAUUUAUCACAAAUUACAUGGCUUGCGAACUUGCCAGGACAGAGGACCGUUAAGGUAUGUCUCAUUAAGGACAAAGAAAACAAAACUAAACACUUCGUAGGUCUUCAUAUCGUAUCGCAAAAAAUACCAUAUUUUUUCUCUUCUUGGCGAGUUAAUAGCAUAAUUAUGCAGCUUCUCAUUAAUCCCAUAUUGAUGGUUUUCAACCAUUCCCAAGAGAAUUAAAUAACAAAAGACAUGGCGGCCAUGUUGGAGGAUAUAA
Messenger RNA from Actinia tenebrosa (Australian red waratah sea anemone), 2136 nucleotides. Its product is annotated as hyccin 2. NCBI's taxonomy places the organism in Eukaryota, Metazoa, Cnidaria, Anthozoa, Actiniaria, Actiniidae. The record is from RefSeq and is a predicted model, not a curated record. Gene Ontology annotation, cellular component: plasma membrane. Gene Ontology annotation, biological process: protein localization to plasma membrane; phosphatidylinositol phosphate biosynthetic process.